This is a messenger RNA of Trypanosoma rangeli, 351 nucleotides long. RefSeq lists its product as uncharacterized. The coding region runs from base 1 to 351 and encodes 116 amino acids. The transcript has a single exon. The record is from RefSeq and is a predicted model, not a curated record. Lineage: Eukaryota; Euglenozoa; Kinetoplastea; Trypanosomatida; Trypanosomatidae.
AUGGACCGCUCGGACAUAACCUACAACACACGCUUCAGCUGCCAGAUCUCCGUCAUGGAAGAACUUGACGGCAAUCUGUUGGCGCUGAAGCAGUACUGGACGCGAGCCUUGCGGGAGUUUGUGUCGGACUGGGGUCUUGUGGACGACAUUGGCACCAUUCACGGCUCACGAAGUAAAAGGAUAGAGCUGUGGGCGCCAAUUAUUGAGGAACCGACGCAGGUAGAUUUUCCCAUCACGCUUGACAUGCUGUGGGCGCAAAGCUACCAGGACAUUAUGAAGGCGAAGUACCCGGAGAGAAACCGGAAGGACGGUUUUCACACAAAGCCCGAGAUGUGGGCAGCGUACGUGUAG